AGCUUUCUCGCAUAGCGCCUUUCGGAAAGAAAUGACAGAAAGGAAGUUUAUUCUCUAGGCGCGGAUGUGCAGACCCUGUCAUUUCCUUUUCUUAUCUCUUUGAAUUGAGUGCGCGUCUGAACCGGCGAGGAAAAAAGCCGAGACUCAGACAAGGCAGGCAUGUAAAAUGAGACAAUAAUAGCUUGGGCGUGGUUAGAAAGUAUUUCCUUUCACACUCAGGAAGGAGUUUUGGAAGUUUAGAAGGAUAAAAAAAAAGUCGAGUCAGGUGAAGGACGACAAACAUGGCGACGAGCAGCAACGACGGACGAGAAGAGCCCGACGUCCCCUGCGACAGCUGCAUGGGAGAGCCUGGAAGGGCCGUCAAAUCCUGUCUGACUUGCCUGGUAUCCUUCUGUGAGGAGCACCUGAGACCUCACUUGGAGAACACCAAGUUCAAGAGUCACCGUCUGGUGGAGCCUCUGCACCACGUGGACGCGCGCACGUGCGACGCGCACCGUCUCCCUCUAGGGCGCUUCUGCUUGACGGACGGCCGCUGCCUGUGCUCCGACUGCUGCGAGGGGGAGCACCGAGGUCACGCCACAGCAUCUUUAGAGGAGGCCAGGGCUCGAAUUCAGAAUGAACUGCAGAAAAAGCAGGACGAGAUCAGUCGGAGCAUCUCGGCUGCAGACAAAGCACUGGAGAAGCUGCGGAGCAACAACGACGCCAUGACGUCUACCGUGCGAGAAGUGUCUGCUCAGGUGGAUCGGCACUUCUCCAAGCUGCAAGAAGCGGUGGCGGAGGCCCGGAGGCAAGUGGGGGAACGGUUGGAGGCCGCGCGGACGCGAGCUCUGCGCCAGGCCGAAGGCGUGGAGGCCCACCUGAAGCAAAGGAAGGCGGAGCUGAGCAAGGCCUCGGUUGGGAUCGGCAAAGUCUCGCGGGCGGACUGUGACGUCGCCUUCCUGCUGGAAUACGCUCAGUGGAAGGAAGGCGUGGCUGAUUUUUGCACACCCAGGGUCAGCGUGACCCGUUUGGACCACGUGAACUCUUACGUCCAGGUGGUAGCCGUUGUCACGCAGGAGCUGCGUGACCAGAUUCUUACCUCCUACCAACAAAAGCUUAGCGCAAUUUCUCAAAGCGGCCCAUCCCAGACGCGGUACGUUUGGCUGCCUGAGCCGAAGACCUUGGAAGACUUUUUAAAAUAUGCAAAGAAUUGGACUUUUGACCCAGACAGCGUCCAUAACUUCCUGCGUCUGACGUCAGACAACACCAAAGUGACCAACACCAGCCCCUGGCAGCACAGCUACUCGGAACAUCCCGAUCGCUUCGAGCACUGGCGGCAGGCGAUGACGUCGCAGAGCGUUUACGAGGGCCGCCAUUACGCCCGGGCGGAGCUGAGCGGCGAGGGGGCACACAUAGGCGUGGCCUACAAAAGCAUCGAGCGCAAAUGUCAGGAAAGCGCCGGCUGUGUCACCCACAACGACUUCUCGUGGUGCGUCGGGAGGACCGGGCGGGGGUUCUCCGCCUGGCACGCCGGCGUCGAAACGCCCCUGGAGGUGACGUCGGAGGAACGGGACGUGAGCGGCGUCGGCGUGUACAUGGACUUUCGCACCGGUCACGUUUCCUUUUACCUGGCGAGCGAGCCCAUGAGACUGCUGCACAAGUACAACGCUGAUUUUAUUGAACCAUUGUAUGUUAUCGCUUGGCUCUCAAAGAAGGAGAAUGUGGUUUGUCUGGUUAACGCAAAGUGAUGUCUUCAAUCACCAAACUUCACUGUUUUCUGAGUGAAUCUCAGAUCCAUGUGGGCUCCAGUAGGUCUCCUGCAAUAUUUGUGGCGGCUGUGGUGUAAUUCGAUGGAAGAUUCAUCUGAAAAAUCCACCUAUUGCUACAAAACAGUGAAGUUUGGUGGUGGCAAAAUCAUGGUCUGGGGAUACAUCCAGUAUGGGGGUGUGCGAGAGAUCUGCAGGGUGGAAGGCAACAUAAAUAGUCUGAAAUAUCAAGAAAUCUUAGCUGCCUCUUACAUUCCUAACCAUAAAAAGGGACAAAUUCUGCAGCAAAAUGGUGCUCCAUCGUAUACUUCAAUCUCUACCUCAAAGUUCCUCAAGGCAAAGAUCAAGAUCCUCCAGGACUGGCCAGCCCAGUCACCAGACAUGAACAGGAUGAAAGAGGAAGCAUGGAAGACGAAACCCAACAAUGUUGAUGAACUCUGGGAGGCAUGCAAGACUGCUUUCUUUGAUGUUCCUGAUGACUUCAUCAAUAAAUUGUAUGAAUCCUUGCUGAACCGUAUGGAAAUCAUACAGAAUAUUAAAUUUGGAUCUCACAGCACCACUACUUAAUUGGCUUAUGUUAUGUAACAUAUUUUUUAAUUUGAAGUACAUUUUUUGUUCAAUUUUCGCACUACUUGAGGACUACUAGGCGACAAAACUUUUGUCUUGUCAAAAUUUGACCUUUAUGUGUUCAUUAAAUGAUCAAUCUUUUUUCAGUGAAACAAAUACAUUUUUGUACAUUCAACAUCAUUUGGGAGGGUCUUAGCUUUCAUGUGAGCCAUUUCUGAAACCAAUUAAAUAAUUAAAAGACAGGUUAUUAGCAAUUGUGUCUACAAAAUGGAUUGGCGACAAGACUUUUGUCAGGGACUGUACAUUCUUUUUUCCAUUAGGCUUAAUGUAGCAAUGCUAACGUUUUACAAUGUUUAAUCUAGAAGUGUUUCCUUAUUUUGUAUGUCUGAACUUUCCAUGGCAGGUUGAUGGCCCAUAAACAUCUGUGAAAGCUA
Messenger RNA from Corythoichthys intestinalis (scribbled pipefish), 2746 nucleotides. Its product is annotated as tripartite motif-containing protein 16-like. Bases 282 to 1727 code for a protein of 481 amino acids. The transcript is spliced from 6 exons. The record is from RefSeq and is a predicted model, not a curated record. NCBI's taxonomy places the organism in Eukaryota, Metazoa, Chordata, Actinopteri, Syngnathiformes, Syngnathidae. Gene Ontology annotation, molecular function: protein binding; zinc ion binding.